AGAAAAGAAAAGAAACUCUAAAACAAUGGCCAAAGACGUUGAGGGCGCCGCCGGUCAGUUUACCGCCAAGGACUACACCGACCCACCGCCAGCUCCACUUAUAGACGCAGUGGAGCUGACCAAGUGGUCAUUUUACCGGGCGGUGAUCGCUGAGUUCAUAGCGACGUUGCUGUUUCUGUACAUAACGGUUGCUACCGUUAUCGGGUACAAACACCAGUCCGACCCGAAGCUUAGCGCUGAUGCGGAUUGUAGCGGCGUCGGGAUUCUUGGUAUCGCUUGGGCUUUUGGGGGGAUGAUCUUUAUUCUUGUCUACUGCACCGCCGGCAUCUCCGGUGAUGCACAUCAACCCGCCGUGACCUUCGGCCUCUUCCUGGCCCGCAAGGUCUCCCUCGUCCGUGGCUCCUGCUACUUGAUAGCGCAGUGCCUCGGCCGCAUCUGCGGCGUGGGGCUCGUGAAGGCAUUCCAGAAGGCGUAUUUCGUUCGGUACGGCGGCGGCGCCAAGAGCCUCGCGACCGGCCUCGCCGCCGAGAUCAUCGGAACUUUCGUGCUCGUCUACACCGUGUUCUCGGCUACUGACCCCAAGCGGAGCGCACGUGACUCCCAUGUCCCGGUGUUGGCCCCUCUUCCAAUAGGGUUUGCGGUGUUCAUGGUCCAUUUGGCCACCAUUCCUAUCACCGGGACCGGCAUCAACCCUGCUAGGAGUUUUGGAGCUGCAGUCAUCUACAACACUGACAAAGCUUGGGAUGAUCAGUGGAUCUUUUGGGUUGGACCCUUCAUUGGUGCAGCAAUUGCAGCUGCAUACCACCAAAUUGUGCUGAGGGCUGGUGCUGUGAAGGCUCUUGGAUCCUUCAGAAGCAAUCCAAGCACUGCUUGAGUUCUUUCAUCUUUCAAAAAAAAAAAAAAAAAAGGAUGCUUAUUGCGAAGGAAUAAAGGGAGAAGUUGGCUCUUUAGGUUUUUCCCAGGGGUGAGGGGCGGGAGAUUAGAUGUGGCAUUUGAACUGUAGAUAGUAGGAGUUCAGAUGGGGGUUUUGCUUUAUUUUUCUCUCAUUUGAUUAAGGGCUUUUCUUAGUUGUAUCUGUUAGCAAUUCGGUUGAGUGUAUCAGUAUGUUGUUGUUAUUGUUGUCUGCUACAUUUGAAUGUGUAUUUGGUAUUUUGCAUGAAUCUAGCAUGUGUUCUGCUUGUUUAUUUA
This is a messenger RNA of Asparagus officinalis (garden asparagus), 1188 nucleotides long. RefSeq names its product aquaporin PIP2-4-like. Gene Ontology annotation, cellular component: plasma membrane. The record is from RefSeq and is a predicted model, not a curated record. Gene Ontology annotation, molecular function: water channel activity. NCBI's taxonomy places the organism in Eukaryota, Viridiplantae, Streptophyta, Magnoliopsida, Asparagales, Asparagaceae. Gene Ontology annotation, biological process: transmembrane transport.